AUGGAAAUAGAAACUCAAACAUCUUUAUCCAACUCUAUUGAAAACACGGAAACAACUUUUUUACUAAACUAGGUGAGGUAGCAAAUGAAUACUUUCAUUUAAUAGAUUUCUAAUGAAAAUAUAGAAAGUUAAUCAACUGACAGAAUUAGUAUUAGUGAAGAUGAAUAGUAGAAUCUACUAAAUAAAAAAAAAGAUGUUUCUGUCAAACUGAGAAAAAAAUAAAAAAGGGUUUGUUAAACUUUUACUAUUCCUUUAAAAUUUAAAGGAUAAGAUGUUUUUCAUGUAUUUGGUGACUUUUGCAUAUCAGGAUCAUAUUAAGUAAGACUUGGAGGUUCUUUAGGUUGGACUUAAUUAGGUUUUGAUAAUUUGGUUACAGAGUCAAUUUAAAAAUAUGACGAUUUCAUUGAUACAAAACUGAGAUUUAAUAGGAUUUAAGAGAUGCCGUUAGAAAAAGCUGUUAUUGAAUUACAGAAUGUUCCUCAUUAAACCUAUUACUAACUCAGCUAAGUUUUAUUGAAAAUAGGCAAAUAUUAUGAUUAAAUGAAAGCAGAAAUGUUAGAAUAUAACGAAGUUAACCAAGAAAGAUAUGACUAUGAGUAUAAUUAAUAUAGCUAAUUUUGCCUAGAAAAAGUUAAAGAGCUGAUGAAGUAAUAUAAUUUAAGCUCGUAUUGUAUAGGUAGGACUAAUUUUAAAGAUGGAUCUUUGGAUGUAAGUCAUGUUGGAUAUUCAAAUGGAUUACUUGAUUUAAUUUGCUUGGACUACAACACGAUGUAACAGUUAUGUUUAAGAGACAGGCAGAUUUAAUUGGUCAAAGAUAUAAAUUAAAUAUUGGAAAGCUCAUUGUUUUGUUUAAUGAGCAGAUUUUAAAAUAGUACUGAGUAUAAAAUAAGAGUUAACUUUACUACUCUAGAUGGAUAUGAUUUAUGGUUAGAUUUGACUUACCAUAAAAUAUAGCCACCUACUUAUAAGGGAAUGUUUGGCAAUUUCUUCUUUUGUUUAAUAGAAAUAGAUAUUGAUGCAAAUUAAUUAAAAGGACUUCUAGACUAUAGGAAUUCCAUUUAAUCUAAAAAUGCAAAUUUUAAUUCAUUUUUAUAAAAUGAGUUAUCUUUCUUUUAAGAAGAUAUUGAAUACUCGAUUUUAUCAUAGUCCUUCUUGGAAAAGUACUAUUAAGACUUAAUAAAAAAAAUAUAAGGUCUACAUAGUUAAUCCAAUGACCAACUUUCAAAAUAAUGCGGUUUCAGAUUAAUAUCUUGA
Messenger RNA from Tetrahymena thermophila SB210, 1254 nucleotides. RefSeq lists its product as hypothetical. NCBI's taxonomy places the organism in Eukaryota, Ciliophora, Oligohymenophorea, Hymenostomatida, Tetrahymenidae. The record is from RefSeq and is a predicted model, not a curated record. The transcript has a single exon.